AUGGCAAAUGGAUGUAAAGAUAUGUUGUUUACGCGUGGAACUGGGCAAAGUGACGACUCAGACAUUUGGGAUGAUACAGCAUUGAUAAAGGCUUAUGACAAGGCUGUCACCUCAUUUAAGACUGCUUUGAAGGGAGAAAAGGAGGAAGAACAACCACAACAUUCCAAGAAAAAACAGCCAGGAAAGAAAAGAAAGAAUAAUAAAAAGAACCAAAGUAGAAAAAGAACAAACAAGCCUCCAGAUAAAUUGUGGAAGGUUGGAGAUUCGUGUUGUGCUUACUGGUCAGAAGAUGGACAAUUGUAUGCAGCCAGUAUCUCCUCCAUAGAUGAAGAAAGGGAUAUUUCAGAGAGCGAACAAGAUGUACUUUCAAAAUCAAAGGAAGUUGAGUCGUCAACCGAGGAAAGUGAGCUGUCGACAACCCCAAAUGCACACAAACUGCAGUCGCAUAGUAAGCAUCAGUCCAAGAAAGAUCACCUUCCUGGAUUUCCUCCUGGACCACCUCCUAUGCCAACUUUCAAGCAGGGGGGAAGUAAGCGAUCGAGUGGACAUGGACCUGCCCCUCCUUCCUGGCCUCCUAUGAUGGCGUUUGGCCCCCCUAUGAUCCCCCCGCCUCCUCCGAUGAGUCCUGACAUGGUCGAUGAUGAGGCUUUGGGCAGUGUCCUCAUCUCAUGGUACAUGAGUGGCUAUCACACAGGAUACUACUUGGGAUUAAAACAAGCACGAAAAGAAGCUGCCAACUGGACAAAAAGGCACCACAAAUGA
Molecule: messenger RNA, 762 nt
Organism: Knipowitschia caucasica
Lineage: Eukaryota; Metazoa; Chordata; Actinopteri; Gobiiformes; Gobiidae
Source: the annotation of a GenBank genome assembly